GGAGCCCGGGGGCUGCUGGGAGCCGCCAUUUUGUCGGCGUGCGCUGGGCGCCGGGCGCUUGCCGCAGCCGGGGCGGGCGAGGAGGUGCCGGGUCUCGGAAAUCUGAAAAAAGAGCCCUGCACAUGAAGAAAUGACGUGUAAUGGCCCAGGUAAAUUUGAGCUUCGUGACACUCCAGGCACUGACUGUGACCAGGACUGGGCCCAAGAACACCACCGACUAGGAAGCUUUGUUGAAUUUCCACUUGAUUGUCCGGUUUCAGCAUCAGCUCUGGCACAAGCUGGCUUUGUUUAUACUGGCGAAGGCGAUAAAGUGAAGUGCUUCAGUUGCCACGUGACUAUCGAAGGAUGGCAGCCUGGGGAUUCUGCAGUUGAGAGACACAAAAACCUUUCCCCAAACUGCAAAUUUAUUACCGAGUCUGCUUUUUUGGAGAACGAUCUGCAUCCUCUUGCCCAGAGCUACCAGCAUAGAGCUGAAAAUGGCAGCAGCAAUUUGGCGUUCUCGCCUGCUCUGGAUGACUUGCCUGAACUGGAGGCAGACUACCUGUUGAGAACUAGGCAGGUUGUGGAUAUGUCAGAUAUUUUGUAUCCUAAAAACCCUGCUAUGUGCAGUGAAGAAGCAAGGUUAAAUUCUUUUCACAACUGGCCCUCCUAUGGUCUGUUGACGCCAAAGGAAUUGGCUAGUGCUGGACUCUAUUACACGGGUGUUGGUGAUCAAGUGGCAUGUUUUUGUUGCGGUGGAAAACUGAAAAACUGGGAACCUAGUGACAGAGCGUGGUCAGAACACAAGAGGCACUAUCCCAGAUGCUUUUUCGUCCUGGGCCGGGAUGUUGGAAAUGUUCCAAGUGAAUCUAUUCCUGCUGAGCUUGGAAGAAAUGGCCUAAACGAUGAACAGCAUCCGAGGAAUCCAUCCAUGGCAGAAUAUGAAAGACGGAUACAAACCUUUUUAAAUUGGAUAUACCCUGUUAACAAGGAACAACUUGCUGAAGCUGGGUUCUAUAACAUAGGUAACGGUGAUCAUGUUGUGUGCUUCCACUGUGGUGGAGGAUUGCAAGAAUGGAAGGAAAAUGAAGACCCAUGGGAUCAACAUGCCAAGUGGUUUCCUGGAUGCAGGUUCGUGAGAGAGGAAAAGGGACUAGAAUUUAUAAAUAAUGUUCACUUAGGAGGUGGAUGUAGGGAUUCAACAAUAGAAGCUGCUGAAGUGACAGUACUUCCUAAAGAUGAUCACUUACAGAAUCAUUUGGUACAAAAUGCCAUACACAUGGGUUUCAGUUUGUCUGAGAUUAAAAGCAUUAUGCAAAAGAAAUUGCAGAUGUCUGGAGCAAGCUAUACAUCUGUUGAGGAUCUGGUAGCAGACUUAAUAAGUGCUCAAAAAGAAAAUCUAAAGGAAGAAACACCAAAUGAAAACCCACUUGAGCAAGAUCUCAGUAUGGAAGAGAAGUUAAGGCGCUUGCAGGAAGAAAAGCUGUGUAAAAUCUGUAUGGCAAAAAACAUAUCAGUAGUCCUCAUUCCCUGUGGCCACCUAGUUGCUUGUAAGGAAUGUGCUGAAGCAGUUAACGUAUGUCCUUUGUGUUGUACAAAUAUUCUAAAAAGACAGAAAAUUUUUAUGUAUUAGCGUACAGUACUGUAGAUGCAACUGUUUCCUGCUUUAUUUCUUUAAAUGUGUAUAAUGUGCUAACAGACGGUUGGUUUUUCAGCAGUCUAGCACACCUAUUUAUGGAGCAUCUCACUUUAGGGAUAAUGUAAACAAUAAAGCUUUAAUCAACACUCAGAAAUAGGAGUUGACUGUCAGAAGCUGCUAAUUUUUGUUUAUAACACUCAUGUUCAACUGCCUCUUCAUUGCACUACUUACUUCUUUUGUUUUUACUUCAGUCAAAGUUGUAACCUCAGAUAACUUCCUGUAUUUUCAGAUCUUCUAUUUGAGUGUUCACACUUCUAUUAAUGUAACAAAUACAUGAGUUAAAUAUAUAUAUUCUUUCAUGAAAUGGAAUAGGAAAACUGAGUGUUCUGAUGGAGCAGUAGUGAUGCUGCAUUUUCCCCCACUAACAAAUCAACCAAGUCAUACUGAGUGAAAAGUGUAUAUAUAUAUUUUUUUGCUAUUUAUUUGUAGUCUGUUUCUGCUAAUUGUCAUUUGCUCAGCUCUCAUUUAUCAAAAAUAGAGCUGGUUAACUUCUUCGGAAUCAAGGAUAAAACAGUCUAAUCAGAGGAAACAAAUUGCUUUAGAAUAGUUUUUAUGUUGUUACUUUGAAUAUUCAAAUGUCUGAAUUUAUUUUCUGGGGGUUACAGUACUUUCUGAUUCGUUAGAUGCUACCAUAUAUCUUAUCCCCUACUAAUCCAGUGUUACUGGUUUUAAAAAAAUAUCAGCUAAAAUAUCAUGUCUGCUAAUUUUAUUCUUGUCACUUGCUCAUCUAAAGAGUUACAUUCCCAUAACAUCAGUAAGAACAGGUUUGCUAUACUGAAUUGUCAUUUUUUUUCUAGCUACAAUUGCCUCUGAAGGAUGUCUGUCUUGUCAUUCAUGUUUACGCUUCUAAGCUUCUGUAACCAGCCUCCAAAUAAUCAUUAACAGGCUAAACAAACAUAUGCAACACAUACAAAGAAAUAGCUCUGAAUGUUUCUGAUUUUCUUCUCUUUUCUUUCUUGAUUGACAAGUUAGCAGCAUCCUCACAAUUAAUGGACCCUUUUGAAACUACUUUAAACUUUAAAAAUAUCGUAAUUGCCUCUGUAUAGUUGUGACUAACAAAAGACAAAUUUUAACUGAUGUUAAUCAUGAUGUUAAUCAGAACAUUCAUUCUUAAGUUCAUUUUAUAUGCUACUUACAAACAUAAAAAAGUGCAAUUAAUCCCAGGAUGUAAUCAUAUGGCAGUAUUUAGAUUUUUCUGCUGACAAACUACGUGUAUUUAAAAUUUUUAAAAAUUAUUUUCUUAAUUGAUUUUUUUCUGUAAACUCCAAUACUGAAAGGUAAAUAAAUCUUCUGUAAGUUCAGUUCAUAGACCUAGCUUGGCAAAGCCUAAGGAACACAAAGCUUUAUUUAUGUGAUCAUUCCUUUGCUUCAUUUCGGUAGGACUCUCUAACUGAAGUUUAUGCCAAUACAGCUGUAUGAAGAAUCAGGCAUUUGAUAAAAAUUGGUGUAUACUAAUUUUUGAAAUUCAGAUAUUAUGUGUAUCAUCUCAGGUUUUAGCUUCUUGAAAACAUAACGUGUGAUUGAAAAUAUUGUCUUAUUUCUGUAAGUAUGGUUGUGACAUAAUUCAGAGACUGUAAACCAGCUGCUCAAAGAUUUCACCUUAUGUUUGGUACUGCUACCCUGUAACUUUGUCUGUUCUGAUAAACAGUUCCUGUCUCCCCAUUUAUUUUUUCUGUUUUCGCUGUAUAUAAGUGGCCUCAGUAAACUGCUGGUAGCCUUCUGUUUUUCUCAAAAAUUCUUCUGUAUACCGAGUUCAUUCCUCACAAGAGAUCUCAACAGAAAUGAAGGAGAUUUUUAUAUACCUCAAGCCCUUCAUUAUGACAGUAGCUGUCUUACUGUAAAAUUGCCCCAUGUACACAAAGAUGUUCAAUGUUCUUUUUUCUCAUAUUUGUAAUAUUUAGCAUUAUCCUAACUCACUUUACUGCUGAUACUUUAAGUACAGCUGGCUUACAGUCACUCCAGUUAUGUGACUUCCUUAUUUUGUGGAUGUACUAAUAUGUUCUGUGUACAUAGAAAUUUUAUCUUGGAGUUGUACGCACUGAGUAAUAUAUUCAAUUAAUGAUACUUUAUACAGAAUAUAGUUUUUUAAAUAUGAUACAAGUUUUAAAUCCAAGACACAGAAACAUAAUGUCUCUAUUUUUUGUUAGAUAUUUGCUAUGAUUAUAUGAGAUUUCACAGAACUGACAUGUUGUUCUGGUGCAAUUUUGUGAAUAUUUUAAAUAAAGUGCAAUCCAGUUGUUCCCGGAGUAGCAUAUUUGAUUCUUACAUCAAAAGAUGUCAUAAUAGAAGGUUGCUUUCUGCUGCAUUUUUGGUUUGUAACUCAACUGUUCCUAAUUAACAUGUGUUAGUAAGGAUGAUAUUUUGAGAGGAAAUAAUCCAUGUUUUGUAUGAGUUAAAAACUGUUGAUUUUAAAACAAGCUCAAUUAGCUAACUUUUGUAAUAAAUUAGAAUUUAAUUCUUAGGAAUAUACGACUAGAACUUAAUAAAGAAUUCAGCACUUGGAUUCAUAUUCCUCUUCUGGGAAAAAACAGAUAUGUCGUUCUGGUAAGAAAGGUUUUAUUUUUGCUUUGUGUCUUUUUUGAAGAGCUUAGCGUUUGAGAACUCAUACAUACAGGGCUUUCUGAGACAAAUAAAGGUUGGCUGUUCUGGCAGGCUUGUUUAUAGCUCCCAUAUUCACUUACAGGGAAGGGUUUUUUUUAACUUGUAUAGGAAACUAAAGAGAGGUAAGUGCAUGUGAGCUGGUGUAUCUUGCCUGAAAUAGCUUGUUUAGUUAAUGUUGCAAACUAUGUUAGGUUUGUUACCUAACCUUGACCUAAGUCAUGUGAGAGAGACUAUCUGGAUGAGCCGGAUCUAGCUUACGGGCUGCAAAAUUUGGCAUGAAGACUAGCCAAAACCAUACCUGGGAAAGAGAUUGACCAAAUGUUAUUUAGAAUCCUCAUAAAUUUUUAUCAUAAUAAGGAGGUGAAUUGGGAUGUUAGUAUGUAAACUGUUCAAGAAAAAAAUAGAAAUAAGGCACAAUAUCUUCAAAAGUGAAAUGGAUAUUGCUUAAUCUGUUUGCUUUCGUAGUAAAUAAUACAAAAUGCUUGAUAUUAAAACUUAAUACUAAUCUUUAAAAGAUAUACUGUACCAUUUCCUUUUUUUAAUAAAUAUUAUAAAAGAUACAGUACUAUAGUAAUACUUCAAAUUUUAAUCAUUUGGGAACAUUAAAGGGUUAAGAUCCUGUUAGCAAGAUGACAAAACUGCUCUGUAGGUUUAGUUUUUUUAUAAAAAAAAAUAUAUAUAUAUAAUUAGAGUUCUAUUCAGACUAAAUGUGAGAAAAUAAUUAGCAUACUCAUCAAAUUUUGACAGCUUGAAUUGGGAAGAUUUUUUUUUUCAAAUUACUUUUAUUUUCAGUAUCUUAAAGAAACAGAAGAAAUUACAUGGACACUGAUAAGGAGUAUUUAAAGUGAGAGAAAUGAAAGAUGCAAAUAAAUGCAAUAGAAGCACAGGUCCUUUGAAAAGGAGGUUAGUAGCAGGAUAAAGAUGCCUGGAAUUUGGCUUUUACAAAAGAUUUUUUGGAAUGAAGAGCUAUGGAGUAAAAUCAAGUAUCGUUUAUUUGGUAGCUGUUUUUCUGCUGAUUACUAAGUAAAAUCUUUAUUUCCAUUUAACAGACAGUGGUAGAACUAUUUGCUGCUCUAGGUAUGUGGGAGAUUUACAUGGGUUUUUAAUAAUGUAUUCAGGAUUUUUUUGUUUAGAAAAUGUGGAAAUUACAUGCCUAGUUUAGCAUGCAAAGUAAGGAAAAAACAGAUUAAAUUCUUACAUGUUUAGCUUUUUCUCAGUGUUUUGAAACAUGAUACUGAUUUAUUCUACAGUUUGCUGUAACUUUUAUCUCCACAGAUACUUAGCUGUCCAUACUUUUUUUCUUGUUUUGUUUUUGGCUUGUUCUAAAGCCCAUAGCACAAUAAAAAGAUUUUCACUGAUUAUGGAAUUUUUUGGAUCAUCUUUCCUUUUCAAGUAGAGUAUAUUAAAACUUCUUUUAGUGUUGCAUGGUUAAUUUUGACCACAAUGAAUGCCCAAAUGUUUAUUUUGGUUAGUGGUACGUGCUGCCUGAAGCUGCAGGACAAAUAGUUUGAAGUUUUCAAAGUUUUCAUUUUUGUUAACCUAAGACAUGUUAAUUUUACUAUAAAAGCUAACUUUAAAAAUAUAUAAAGAUAAUGGGCCAUUAGAAAUAAAAAUAUAACUGGGUGAGAAGUUAAUGCAAGCACUUGAUUACCAUAGUAAACUUCAGGCUUAAGUGUUGUAUACUAGGAUUAAACUUCAGAAGGUGUAGUAAAUUUUGCUGCCAUGAUACUUAGUGGCAGAAGCAAAUCUGUCCUGCCUUUCAAAGCAUGCAAGUUCUAGUGUACUGUGUGUAAGGCCUACCCAAAAAUGUCAUAGACUGAAGAAGGAUUUGGAGGUAUUUCUGGCCUUUGCAAUAUUCUGUGGAGGUAAGUAUGUGAAGGAGUUGUUGAGCAGUGUUCUUUUUUACCCUCCAUUUUGUGUGAGAUUUACUCCUACCAGCAAGAGGGCUGGUUGCCAAAGAGGGGGAAGAAGCACUUCCAUUCAUUGCAAGUCUCAUGCAGGAUGGCUGUGUUGGUCUUACGUCCUGAACCUGCUUUGUGAAGGGUGAUGACAGUCUUCUCCAGUGAGAUCACCUUCAUUCCUCCUGCAAUUGAGCUAUGAGUGAAUACUCACCCUGUCCCCAUACUGUUUGUGUUUCAUGUGAGUAAAUUUUGCUGAGUAGCUUGGAAAUUUGAUCAAGAAUAUUUUUCCUUUGCUGUGACCCUGCCCUCCCUUUGCACUGAUUCAGGUUGUUGAAAGUAUGUCACCAGCUUCGUGAGUCACUGUAUUACAUUGCUUCAAGAGACGUGCUGAUGCUGCUGUACAGAAAUUAUUGUGCCAUAAUUGUAAAAUGGCUUUUUGUGGGGAGGCCAAAGAGCUGUGAUAAUAAAUAAAAACUGGAUUCC
Messenger RNA from Cygnus atratus (black swan), 6663 nucleotides. It is a transcript of the gene XIAP, whose product is annotated as X-linked inhibitor of apoptosis. Bases 131 to 1612 code for a protein of 493 amino acids. The record is from RefSeq and is a predicted model, not a curated record. The transcript is spliced from 7 exons. NCBI's taxonomy places the organism in Eukaryota, Metazoa, Chordata, Aves, Anseriformes, Anatidae.